AUGGCUCUUGGAAAUGAGAUGGGGGAACUCAGGUGGAGGUUGCUGAGGCUCCUGGGCGGGGGUCCCCCUGCCCGAUUCCCCCAGGCCGGUGCUGCUGCCUUAGGCCUUCUGGAUGCAGGUUUCGUUCAGGCGGAUUUACAACCUGGGGAUUUGUGGAGACGGAUCUCAAACACCAGCUGGCAAAAAAGAUGGGGCGCUCCAGAAGUCACCUACCCAGCCAGGCUUGUGCAGCACAGUUCUGGGGGAGAGGUCCAGAAGCAUCAGUUGGACACGAGGGUGCGAAAAGAACCUGGCAGCAGAGGAGGAAGAGGCGGAAAAGGAGAAAAUCCUGUUAUACACUUGGCCCAAGUGACUUUCCUCAUCCAUGCCUUUGGAUCUGCCUUCACCUUGGAUCUUGAACUCAACCACCACCUGCUGUCCUCGCAAUAUGUAGAGCGCCACUUUGGAGAAGACAGAAACGUCAGCUGUACUACGGGAGCCGGUGAACACUGCUACUAUCAGGGGCGUCUCCGUGGGGAGGCUGACUCUUUCGCUGCCCUGUCCAGCUGCCACGGCCUGCGUGGUGUUUUCUCCGAUGGAAAAGCAGCGUACCUUCUGGAGCCUCAUGAUUCACUUGAGCACCUGGAGGGGCCGCUUCCUCACUCGAUCCACCAGGCACCAAUACCUCGCACUGCCCAGGGCUGCACCAAACCAGGGUGUUUAUUUGCUGCACUGAACUCCUACAUUCCUUCCAGGCUGCCUAAACUGCGGCGUCGAAGGCAGGUUUAUCGAGGUCAACGAACGGUUCAUAGCGAGACCAAAUUCAUUGAACUCAUCGUGGUGAAUGACCAUCGGCUGUUCGAGCAGCAGCGCCGCUCUGUUGCCCUUACCGGCAACUUUGCAAAGUCUGUGGUGAACUUUGCUGAUGUGAUCUUUAAGGAGCAGCUGAAUACACGAAUCGUGUUAGUUGCUAUGGAGACGUGGGCAUCAGGGGACAAGAUCCAAGAAGACGAGGAUGCCUUGGAGACACUGAAUGAGUUCAUGAAGUAUCGCCAGGAAGCUCUUCCCGAACACAGUGAUGCUGUGCAUCUCUUCUCUGGGCACACCUUCAGAAGCAGCAGCAGUGGCACCGCUUACAUUGGGGGGAUCUGCUCAGUCACCCGGGGUGGAGGUGUUAACGAGUAUGGCAAUGUGGGAGCAAUGGCUGUAACGUUAGCCCAGACUCUGGGGCAGAACAUUGGGAUGAUGUGGAACAAGCAUCGUGCCUCUGCAGGGGACUGUCGCUGUCCUGACUCAUGGCUGGGAUGUAUUAUGGAGGACACUGGGUAUCACCUGCCCCGGAAGUUCUCACGCUGCAGUAUCGACGAAUACAAUCAGUUCCUGGAGGAAGGUGGAGGCAGCUGCCUCUUCAACAAGCCCUUGAAGCUUCUUGACCCCUCUGAGUGUGGCAACGGAUUUGUGGAGGCAGGAGAAGAAUGUGACUGUGGGUCUUUGGCGGAGUGCUCCAAGAGUGGGGGGAACUGCUGCAAGAAAUGUACGCUGACACAUGAUGCCAUGUGCAGUGACGGCUUGUGCUGCCGUGGGUGCAAGUACGAGCCGCGGGGCAUCAUCUGCCGAGAAGCUGUGAAGGAGUGCGACAUUCCUGAAACCUGCACAGGGGACUCCAGCCAGUGUCCACCGAAUCUGCACAAACAGGAUGGUUAUUUUUGUGACAAUGAGCAGGGACGGUGUUACAGUGGGCGCUGUAAGACCAGGGACCGCCAGUGCAAUGCAUUGUGGGGACAUGCAUCAGCAGAACGGUUUUGCUAUGAGAAGCUGAAUGUGGAAGGCACAGAGAGAGGUAACUGUGGGCGUGAGGGAAACCGCUGGGUGCCGUGCAUCAAACAGGACGUGUUGUGUGGAUAUCUACUCUGUGCCAACGUGACAGGAUCGCCACGUGUCGGUGAACUUCUUGGCGAAAUCACCACCAUGACUUUCUACCACCAGAAGCGGUACAUUGACUGCAGAGGUGGCCACGUGCAACUUGUGGAUGGCACCGACCUCAGCUACGUGGAAGAUGGGACGCCCUGUGGGCCCAGCAUGCUGUGUCUUGAUCACAAAUGCCUUCACGUGUCCGCCUUUAACUUCAGCUCCUGCCCGGGCAGCUGGGGUGGCCAGAGCUGCUCUGAUCAUGGGGUCUGCAGCAACGAGGGCCAGUGCAUCUGCUAUCCUUACUGGACAGGCAAAGACUGCAGUGUUCACGACCCCACCCCCGAGCCGAAGACCACAGGGGAGACUGAGAAGUACAAAGGUCCCAGUGGAACCAACAUAAUUAUCGGCUCUAUUGCAGGAGCCAUCCUGGUCGCUGCUAUUGUCCUCGGUGGCACCGGAUGGGGCUUUAAGAACAUUCGCAGAGGAAGGUCGGGAGGGGCUUAGCCCCAAAUCCUUACACUGACCUUUGUGCUGCUGGGUCUGUAUUCUCUCCGUGGGGUGGGGAGGAAGGUAAAUGUGCCUUUCUUGCCUCUUCCUGGUCAACAAAUAAUCAACUAGCCACCAAGUCUUCCAUUGCCUCCUGGAUGGACAUGCGCAGC
Molecule: messenger RNA, 2549 nt
Organism: Euleptes europaea (tarantolino)
Lineage: Eukaryota; Metazoa; Chordata; Lepidosauria; Squamata; Sphaerodactylidae
Gene: ADAM11
Product: ADAM metallopeptidase domain 11
Exons: 27
Coding region: 1-2394 (797 amino acids)
Biological process (GO): proteolysis
Molecular function (GO): metalloendopeptidase activity
Source: RefSeq, a predicted model, not a curated record